Jaculus jaculus (lesser Egyptian jerboa) is the source of this 1693-nucleotide messenger RNA. RefSeq names its product cyclin dependent kinase 9 (gene Cdk9). Gene Ontology annotation, molecular function: ATP binding; cyclin-dependent protein serine/threonine kinase activity. The transcript has 7 exons. Lineage: Eukaryota; Metazoa; Chordata; Mammalia; Rodentia; Dipodidae. Gene Ontology annotation, biological process: protein phosphorylation. The record is from RefSeq and is a predicted model, not a curated record. The coding region runs from base 58 to 1176 and encodes 372 amino acids. Gene Ontology annotation, cellular component: nucleus.
GGAGGUGGCGGCGGCGGCGGCGGCAGUGGCGGCGGCGGCGGUGCGCUGGAAGCGGCCAUGGCAAAGCAGUACGACUCAGUGGAAUGUCCCUUUUGUGAUGAGGUCACCAAGUAUGAGAAACUUGCCAAGAUCGGCCAAGGCACCUUCGGGGAAGUGUUCAAGGCCAGGCACCGCCAGACGGGCCAGAAGGUAGCUUUGAAGAAAGUGUUGAUGGAGAAUGAAAAGGAGGGGUUCCCCAUCACAGCUCUGCGGGAAAUCAAGAUCCUACAGCUACUAAAGCACGAGAAUGUGGUCAACUUGAUUGAGAUCUGUCGAACCAAAGCUUCGCCCUAUAACCGCUGCAAGGGCAGCAUAUAUUUGGUGUUCGAUUUCUGUGAGCAUGACCUUGCUGGGCUGCUGAGCAACGUCUUAGUCAAGUUCACGCUGUCUGAGAUCAAGAGGGUGAUGCAGAUGCUGCUCAACGGCCUGUACUACAUCCACAGGAACAAGAUCCUGCACAGGGACAUGAAAGCUGCCAAUGUACUUAUCACCCGGGAUGGCGUCCUGAAGCUGGCAGACUUUGGGCUGGCCCGUGCCUUCAGCCUGGCCAAGAACAGUCAGCCCAACCGCUAUACUAACCGUGUGGUGACACUGUGGUACCGGCCCCCAGAACUGUUGCUAGGGGAGCGGGACUACGGCCCACCCAUUGACCUGUGGGGUGCUGGGUGCAUCAUGGCGGAGAUGUGGACUCGCAGCCCCAUCAUGCAGGGUAACACGGAGCAACACCAGCUUGCCCUCAUUAGCCAGCUUUGUGGAUCCAUCACCCCUGAGGUGUGGCCAAAUGUGGACAAGUACGAGCUGUUUGAGAAGCUGGACCUGGUCAAGGGCCAGAAGCGGAAGGUGAAGGACAGGCUGAAGGCCUACGUGCGUGACCCCUACGCCCUGGACCUUAUUGACAAGCUACUGGUUCUGGAUCCCUCGCAGCGCAUUGACAGUGACGACGCUCUCAACCAUGACUUCUUCUGGUCAGACCCCAUGCCCUCAGACCUCAAGGGCAUGCUGUCUACUCACUUGACAUCCAUGUUUGAGUAUCUGGCGCCACCUCGCCGGAAGGGCAGUCAGAUCACGCAGCAGUCUACCAACCAGAGUCGAAAUCCUGCCACCACCAACCAGACGGAAUUCGAGCGUGUCUUCUGAGGCCAGUGCCAGCCCUCUUGCUUAGGGCUGGUAUGAAUUGUUUCUGCUGUGAGACUGCACUGUGGGCUUGGUGGCUCAUUGUACUCCCUACCCUGGGCACAGUCAGCUGCGUGCGCUGGGCUGCAGUGGCGUGUCGGCCAGACGCAAGGACAGGAGAGCACCAGGGCCGUCUUGCCCCUCCUCCGUGGGUCUCUCUCUGGUGCUGCCUGAAGGGUCUCUACUUAAUAUGGACAGGAAGAGGGUAGAAGAGCCUCAGCACCGGUGACACCCCUAAAUGCUCCCAGCACAAUGGGAGAGAGCACAGGUUCCUUGUCACCCCCAGCACUCCCCUCAGAGUGAGAAAUUUGGGGAACUGAAGCGCCUCAGAAACAGGCUGCUCUUGGCCUAGGCCUCAGGAGGUACAUGGGGCCAAUGAGAACUCUUGGUUUCUUCAAGAGGUUAAUUUUAUCGUGUUUUCUUUUGUUCAGAGACAUUCCUGGAUUCCAUUUAAUCAGAAUUAAACGUCGAUUUUUUUCCA